Atta colombica is the source of this 981-nucleotide messenger RNA. RefSeq names its product protein D2-like. The record is from RefSeq and is a predicted model, not a curated record. Lineage: Eukaryota; Metazoa; Arthropoda; Insecta; Hymenoptera; Formicidae. The coding region runs from base 58 to 660 and encodes 200 amino acids. The transcript has 5 exons.
UCGCGCAUUAGUCUUUUUAAUAUUGCUGUUGCUGCUUGUCGGAAAAUAUCUCUAAAAAUGAAGUAUUUGAUAACAGGAAUUCUUUUGUGUGCUAUUAAUUUUUCAUUAGGCGAUGUAGAAUCGGAAUUUAAAAAGGCGAAAAUCGAACCCGAUAUUAUAGACAAAGCACCAAUUGAAAAAAUCGAGGUAAAAUAUGGUAAGAAGGUAGUCGAUUUUGGAACCGAAUUGACGCCGACUGAAGCUCAUGAGAUACCAGAAAUCCAUUAUAAACAUGAAGGAGGAGUUCUCUAUACACUUGUCAUGACGGAUUCUGAUGCACCAAGGAGGGGAGGAUACAACCGAGAAUUCCGACACUGGCUCGUGGGAAAUAUACCGGAAGAAAACAUAGCUAAAGGUGAAAUCCUGGCAGAAUAUGUCGGUCCUGCGCCGCCGAAAAACACUGGAAAACAUCGCUAUGUAUUUCUCAUUUAUAAACAAAAUCAGGGCGCUAUUACCUUUGAUGAAAGAAGAUUGAGCAUUUGGGAUGGAAGUCAAAGAAAGAGGUUCUCCAUAAAGAAAUUUGCGGAAAAGUAUAAUUUGGAGGGCCCGAUUGCUGGUAAUUUUAUGGUGGCAGAAUACGAUGACAAUGUACCUGCUUAUCAUAAGCGUUUGAAUCUUUAAUUAAAUGGUAUUUAAUUAGUCUUUAAAUAUUUUCGAAUUCAUAAAUAAAAAUAUAAAUUUCAUAUUAUAAUAAUUUUAAAUCUCGCUACUCAUAUAUAUGAAAUUAUAUUACAUAAAGAGUGUCGUAAAUUUGUGGUAUUAUUAUUUAAUACAGGGAAAUUAUAAAUAAAAUUAUAACGGCUAAUUAUUGAUAUUACUCUUAAUGUAACUUGAUAUAACUCUUAAAAAAUUUUUGACAAAUUUUUUUAUAUAUAUUUCUACAAAAAUAUAAUUAAUGAAUUACGCAGAAAUAAAUGAAUUACUUACCAGCAGAUAAAGAAA